This is a messenger RNA of Ctenopharyngodon idella (grass carp), 2980 nucleotides long. RefSeq names its product acetylcholinesterase collagenic tail peptide. The coding region runs from base 981 to 2348 and encodes 455 amino acids. Lineage: Eukaryota; Metazoa; Chordata; Actinopteri; Cypriniformes; Xenocyprididae. The record is from RefSeq and is a predicted model, not a curated record. The transcript is spliced from 17 exons. Gene Ontology annotation, molecular function: heparin binding.
CACAAACUAAGAUAUUUGGAAGAAUGUCAGUAACCAAACAGAUCUUGCCCCCCAUUGACUACCAUAGUAUUUAUUUUUCCUACUAUGGUAGUACAGCAGAACAAAGAAAUUCAUACAGGUUUGGAACUACUUCAGGGUGAGUAAAUGAUAGAAAUUUCAUUUAUGGGUUAACUAUCCCUUUAAGGGAGAUCAGAACUAGUUGUCACAAAGGCUAUAAAAAGGUUUUUAAUUGGUUCUUACCCCAUGUAGUGUCAUCCUAUCCCAAGAAAUGUAAACACAAAUGAUCACUUAAGUAAAAAGUGUGACCACUAGCUCCGUUUUUCCACCAAUUUACUGUAUUUUUGAUCAAAUAAAUGCGACCACUUCCUUAAAAAGUCCCACCCAAACUUUUGAACUGCAACGUAGGCCAGUUAGACGAAAAAACAUUGUGCUCACGAGUAUACUUAAUUUUAUAGACACUGAAUUUACAAAUAAAACUUGCGAAAGUUUCCACAGUGGACAGCCAUCACCUGGUACGUUUUUAGGAUGUGAAUAAUGAUUGACAGAUGCACCAGUUCGUAAUGAUUGUUUUUUUUUUGUUUGUUUGUUUUUCUAAAACUAUGCGUUUUACAAAUACAUUUAAGAGAGUCGUUCAUUACAUGCUUGGCCUGAAUUAUAGCUGGACAGUUUGUUGGCGUCUGGUAUUAAGUGUAUAUUGGUAGUACGGGGGUCUAAUCUUGGCAUGAGGGGCUGGAGAGGGUGGAUCAGAUGUCAGAUCUCUGACUGGAACAGCAAUCGCGCCUGGAGAUUCCCAAAGACUCCGUGGGAAGGAUUCUUACGACUUAAUAACACAGCUAAACUGUCAGACGAGACCGAGAGCAGAAAAUAGGGUGUAAGAGGGAGAGCUGCUGGUAUUUGAAACUGGAUGGGAGAAGGACUGAGCAGUAAGAGGGCGGGCACCGACUCGGAUCUGUGUAUUUUUGACACACUCCUAUAGGAACAUGGCCACGAGCAGGGUUGGGAUACAGCUGCAGUUUCUGCUGUACUCGGUGUCAGCCUACCUUUCACCGUACAAUCUGGAUAAUUUCCUCCCGAUUCAUACAGUUCGGGAUCCACAUGAUGUUUUGAAAAGAUUUGACCCUUGUUGUCUGCUGGCCCCGCCUCCCCCUCCUUUGUUCCCGCCCCCUUCUGGCAUCUGGAAAAGAGACUCUACCUUGCCUAGGCCUGUGGAGAGGAUAAGAGAGAAAGAGGAGGAUGAGGAGCAGGUGAAGGAAUGUUGUGUGAUGGGACCACCAGGACCUUCUGGACCCAUUGGACCACAGGGUCACAGUGGCAUUCCAGGGAUUGAGGGACUCAAAGGAGAUAAGGGUGACAUAGGACGACCAGGGUCAAAGGGUCAUACUGGGCGUCGGGGUCAGCCAGGGAAACCAGGUGCUGCAGGGCUGCCCGGCCCAGAGGGACCUAAGGGAGAGAAAGGAGACCCAGGACUAAUGGGAAUGCCAGGAAGGAGGGGACCAGCCGGACCUAAGGGCUUGUCAGGCUACAAGGGUGAGAAGGGAGCACGGGGGAAUUUUGGUCCUGCAGGUCCAAAAGGAGACAAGGGAACAAAUGGACUGCCUGGGAUGCUGGGACAGAAGGGUGAAAUGGGACCCAAGGGUGAGUCUGGCGUCUCAGGGAAGCGUGGCCCUACAGGACGACCAGGCAAGAGAGGCAAACAGGGGCCUGAUGGGGAGAGAGGUUUUCCGGGGCCAGUGGGUCCCAUUGGUCCACCUGGACCCAGGGGCCACCCGGGACCUCCUGGGGUACCUGCAUCAGGGCUGUUUGUAGUUGGAGAAAAAGGAGAGAAGGGAUUUCCCGGUCCUCCUGGAGUCUGUGAUUGUAGCUUCCCUUCUCUCAGUCCACCUAGUGCCCCAUUACAACGGCGUAACAAAUAUGACAAAGUUCCAGCGAUAUACGUUGUGAGCAGUGAAGAAGAGCUAAAAGGUCUCCACGAAGAUAAUGCACUCGCCUUCAGAAAGGAUCAAAGGUCUCUUUACUUCAAAAAUAAAAAUGGAUGGGAGCCUAUUCAGCUGAUGCCACUCCAGGCGACAGAGAGGAUGAGGGAUGGGAAUGGAGUCUGUGGUGAUGGAGAGUUGCAGGAACUCAACGGGGAGGAAUGCGACGACGGAAACAAGGUUGUUACGGAUGACUGCGUAGGCUGUAAAAAGGCAUACUGUGGCGAUGGAUAUCGUAAUAAGGGUGUGGAGGAGUGUGACGGGAAAGACUUCGGCUACCAGACCUGCAAAUCAUAUCUGCCAGGAACCUUUGGACAGCUCAGGUGCACUGACUCCUGUUUCAUCGACUCAACCGGCUGUAAAUACAGGACCUGAGGCUUACAAAAGUUUCACACAGACACACACACAGAUAUGAGAGAGAGCCUGCUGAGAUCAACAGUAUUUAGCAGAUGAUCUGAGAGGAUUUGGCUGUUUCUGUCUCCCUCACCUCCUUCACACUCAUGUAGACACACACACUAUAAGGUACAACACAACGAGUACAGCACUAUUUGCAGCACUUGUUCUUUGAUUCUAGUAUGUUUUUAAUGGCAGCUGAGCUGAGGGAUGAAUAUUUUAAGUAUGAAGCUGUGUAAUGAAAUUAUUAUGAUUUAAAUUAAUGUAUAAUAUGUUUAUAUGAAAUGAAUGUUUGUUUAGUAUUGCAAAUGCAUGAUUAAGUUUGUGCAUGUUUCCAUAGAUAUAACAUGUUCUCAUUCUCAAGGAACAACGGACUAAGCUGUAUUUCGCUGGUACAUGCAUUGUAAAGCAUGUAUUGUAAAAGCAGGUAUUCAUUGUAUUUAUUUUUUAUUUAUUGAACUGUGUCCAGACUUUUAUGAACUGAUACCUAAUAAUUCUCUGCUUGAUCAUUUUUCACAGAAAAAAAGUAUGUCUUGUAAUGUUUACUUGGGUUAAACAAUAAUUUAUUCAGUCAGAGGAAUAAAUUGCAGUCAUGUCCUGUGAGUGGCACUGUU